Messenger RNA from Danio aesculapii, 849 nucleotides. It is a transcript of the gene mettl21a, whose product is annotated as methyltransferase 21A, HSPA lysine. The transcript has 4 exons. Gene Ontology annotation, molecular function: protein-lysine N-methyltransferase activity. The record is from RefSeq and is a predicted model, not a curated record. Gene Ontology annotation, cellular component: cytoplasm; cytosol. Gene Ontology annotation, biological process: peptidyl-lysine methylation. Bases 147 to 803 code for a protein of 218 amino acids. NCBI's taxonomy places the organism in Eukaryota, Metazoa, Chordata, Actinopteri, Cypriniformes, Danionidae.
CCAUGCUGGAGUGUUUCUUGUUUACCUGUCUGUGUCAAAUUUUCCUCACAUUUCCUUUGCAAUAUAAGCAAACGAAUUGAAAACGUAACAUAAUAAAGAACUGCUAACUCGUUGGAUUUACAAAAACGACAUCUUAUCAGCUCGGGAUGGCUUUGGUUCCUUAUGAUGAGAAUGUUCUUCCUGCUCUGUCAAAACUGCAUCAGUCUUCAGCUGAAUUCACUCUGGCCAAUCACAGGAUCAGACUCAGUCAGGACUGGAAGAGAUUGGGUGUCGCUGCUGUGGUUUGGGACGCUGCAGUGGUGCUCUGCAUGUUCCUGGAGAUGGGAAAAGUGGAUCUGAAAGGAAAGAGGGUUAUCGAGCUGGGCGCCGGCACUGGUUUGGUGGGCAUCGUAGCAGCUCUGCUGGGAGCCAAUGUUACAAUCACAGACCGAGAGCCUGCGCUGGAGUUUCUGACCGCCAAUGUACACGAAAACAUUCCUCCAGGCCAGCAGGGGGCAGUACAGGUAUCUGAACUGACCUGGGGUGAGAAUCUAGAUCUGUAUCCUCAAGGCGGCUUUGAUUUAAUUCUGGGAGCCGAUAUAGUUUACCUGGAGGAGACGUUUCCUGCGCUUUUGCAGACUCUCGAACACCUGAGUUCAGAAGAUACGGUGGUGUUGUUGUCCUGCAGGAUUCGAUAUGAGCGAGAUGAGCGUUUUCUGAUGGAGCUCCGGCGUAAGUUUUCUGUGCAGGAAGUCCAUUAUGACUCUCAGAGGGACAUACAUGUUUACAAAGCCAUGAAGAACAAGAGAAAUACUGAACUGUAAGAGGAAACUUUGGGUAGAGCUGUUUUUAUUUUUAAUGAAGUGGGUU